This is a messenger RNA of Xenopus laevis (African clawed frog), 1757 nucleotides long. It is a transcript of the gene adprm.2.L, whose product is annotated as manganese-dependent ADP-ribose/CDP-alcohol diphosphatase gene2 L homeolog. The record is from RefSeq and is a predicted model, not a curated record. The coding region runs from base 350 to 1351 and encodes 333 amino acids. The transcript is spliced from 4 exons. Gene Ontology annotation, molecular function: hydrolase activity; 2',3'-cyclic-nucleotide 2'-phosphodiesterase activity; manganese ion binding. Lineage: Eukaryota; Metazoa; Chordata; Amphibia; Anura; Pipidae.
UAGAGACCUACAUUGUUCGGGGGUAUAGUUUUCAUUUAACUGACAGGAUGGCAGAGACUUCUCCGUUGUAUUGGACCAGAUUAAUAAUGCGUCACACACUGACUCUGCUCAAUGAAAGGAACUAGCAGACGCAACCUCCCUUUCUGCUCAGUAUAUUGUGAGUCAGUCUCUAUGCUCGGCUGACUGCACCCAGAUCACAUCAAGCAUGUGCUGGGCAGGGUUGGAACUAAAAUUGGUUUCGGUUUUGGAGUGUGGCUCCUCCCUCUGACUCUGGGUUGUUACAGUAAGCUGAUUCAUAAGGGUCAGCGUUUCAGCUUGAUCAGGUUGGUCAUGGUAUUGUCUAUCAGUGAUGGAGGACAAAGAUCACAUACAAACCAUGGGAAACAGGCAGCCAUAUUUUACAUUUGGUGUUAUAGCAGACAUUCAAUAUGCUGACCGUCCGACUGGGCCCAAUUGCUGGGGGACGCUGCGAUAUUACAGAGACAGCCUCGUCCACCUUAGUCAUGCAGUUGCAGAGUGGAACUCUCAGGAUUCUGGGCCGACAUUUGUGUUACAACUGGGGGAUAUCAUCGACAGCUCCAACAAAAAACUGCAGGCAUCAGAAAAAGCUUUACAGGAAGUUCUAAAGGUGGCGGACGAUAUGAAGGGCCACUGGCACCAUGUUUGGGGGAAUCACGAGCUGUACAACUUUAACCGAAGCUAUUUAAUACAAUCUAAACUGAAUACCCAGUGGCUGGAAGAUCCCAAACCUGUUAUAAAACGAGGGGAGAAUGCAGAUUACUAUGCCUAUCACUUCAGUCCAUUCCCCAAAUUUCGCUUUGUUGUUAUAGACACAUAUGAUCAUAGUUCUUUUGGCAGGGACAUGAACCAUCCCAAAUACAAGGAGUCCGUUGCCUCUAUGUCUGAAUGGCAUUUUCCUAAGGAACCUGGGGAAAGCCAAGUUUGCAAGCCUGAACGGCAUGUAGUGAAUUUUAAUGGAGGAGUAGGUAGAGACCAGUUGUCCUGGUUACACAACAUCCUUACGUAUUCAGAUGAGCAGGAGGAAAAAGUCGUAGUUGCUAGUCACGUGCCAAUUCAUCCUGAAGCCCAAGUUACCAACUGCCUGGCAUGGAAUUACAGAGAGAUCCUUGAAGUCCUUCAUUGCCAUUCCUGCGUUGUGUCCUAUAUAGCAGGCCAUGAACACCAUGGGGGCUACUGUCAAGACUCUCAUGGGAUACACCACAUAACAAUGGAGGGUGUUGUUGAAUCACCCCCAAACACUAAUGCCUUUGCCACAGUUCAUAUGUACAAGGACAAGAUGGUGUUACAUGGGAGAGGCCGAGUCAAGAGUAGGGAACUAAAGUUUGUCUGAAACAAAUGAAUGGACAAUCGCCGAGGGCUGGUCUUAAACCAAACAACACUCCAGACCAGAUCUCCUAGUGGUCUUUGGGGUUUAGUGCCCAAUGUAAUUUACCCAAGCAAAUGGAAUAAAGUCCCUGCUGGUACUUUGGCUUUCACACCACUGUAUGAACUUUACAACUAGAUCCUCGAUAUGUGUCCCUUGAGGCAAGCUCUCCAUUAGAAACCUGUAGGGCACUCAGUAUACACAUGGAUGUUAUUAAUAACAUAUUUAUAUGCAUAUUAUAUUGAUAAAAUAAUAUAUUAAAAUAAAUAUAUUCAUAGAAAUUCAAGUCGGGGCUGAACCUGCAAUGGUUUAAAGAGAUGGUUUCACUGUAGACUAUAUGGUAUGAUGAAUUAAUAAACAUUAUGUUAUAUUA